Messenger RNA from Taeniopygia guttata (zebra finch), 3565 nucleotides. NCBI's taxonomy places the organism in Eukaryota, Metazoa, Chordata, Aves, Passeriformes, Estrildidae. The record is from RefSeq and is a predicted model, not a curated record.
GCCACAGCCCUGCCUGGGGUGGGGAAGGGAAGCUGAGCUCCCUGCAGCAGCACUGCCAUGGGGUACCUGCCUCCUGCCCAGAGAUGUGCUGUCCUGCAAGAAGACAGAAGGAAAAUGGUGUAUGUCUCCUGAGCUGUGCUGCCUCAGGUAGGUGGAUGCUCUGUAGCUUCCUGCUUCAGGGCUGGAGGUGGAGGGAUGCCUGGGACAGCCUUCCUUGGUGGCACAGAGGGCUGUGCUCAAGCCCUUUCCCACCAAUGUGAAGCGUCUGAUGUGAAGAGGAGCUGCAGUGGCAACUGUAGUGCGGCUGGUGCAGAGAAAGCUAAGGAAGCACGCAGGGUGUUUCCUGGGAUGUAAAGUCACAGGGGCAGCAGAGAUGGUGGUGGCUGCAUGCCAGGAGCCUGGGUGGCAGAGGGCCCAGGCUGUCUGCCCUGCCCUGAGGGCUGGCACAUAGCCAGGGUCAAGUGCUCAUCCAGCAGCACAAGGUUGCAGAGGUGCCUGGGCUCCUCAGCCUGCAGGAGGUGGCCAAUGCAAGCACAAUAGAGAAGUCUGGAGUGGCAUGAGAGCAGUGAAAUCCCCGUGGCAAGAGAACAGAAGGCCCCACAAUUGUGACAAGAGCUUGUUCUUCACACACUGGCAGCACCUCGCCGUGAUAGGUGAUGAGCAUCAGUGGCCUGGAGGGAAACAGGGUGUGCUGUGACAGCACAUCUGACUGAGGGGGAGCAGCCCUACCCUCCGCUCAUCUUUUGUGGUCCUUGGCACCUGCAGGUUACCAAGAGGACUUAGGUGAACAUCUACCAUGUGUUGUCCAGCAGCUCUAACUCCCUUCCUCUAUCACUGCCUCAGCCACAGGCACUCUCUCAAGCUGUGAAAUAAAUGGUGGAGUUUUUUUUUUGCUGUGCACUGAAGCACCAAGCUUACUUUCCUUGCAGGGUGCCAGGCACUGGGAAGUGCCCCCUGAGCACCCAAAGUCCCUCUGCUGGGUUGCGUGGUGCUGAGCACAGAGGCUCCUCCAUUCUGUCCAUGAAUGGCUGUCACUGGGAGGAAUCACAGUCUCUGGGGCAUGGAGUGGAGACGACAGACCCCAGAAAGGCUCAGCACCCCAUGUCAGCUGCCUCUAGGAGAGCAAACCUUUGUGGGAGAGAAGUCUUCUCUGGGAAGAAAAGGGGCUCAUCAGGGAGAGGGGUCAAUGACACCCCACUCCUCUUAAAGGGUUUGCUUGGGUUCAGGGGUGCUGUGGCUCUCACCUGCCUCUGCCAGGAACCUACUGCAGGCCUGGGUGUGGGACACUGCUCACCACCUCGGUCCAGGUGUCUCCAGUGUAUUUUCUUGGCUUAUCAGCUCCUUCUCCCAGCACCCAGGUCAGUCAUCAGUGAUGCUGGAGAGCAGUUCCCAGUCAGGCAGACUAGACACAGGAUGCUCUGUAGGGCUGGCAGGAGCUGGUGGCAGAUGUGUACCCCACAGGGAGAUGAUCCCUGCUGCCUUUGUCACUGCCCCCUCCUGAGCGGCAGGUUUGCUUUAAAGACCCUGGCUUCGUUUUAUUACUUCCCCUCUCAAAUUUCAGCUGGUUGCAAGGGCUAUUUUUAGCAGCCUGCCUUCUAAAAAUAGCCCUGAGCUGUUUGGAGUUGCGUCACAAGAGGUAAUUCUCGACGGUGAGUGGCUUGGCCUCUGCACCCCGGGAGGGUACAAAAGGAGGCCAGGAGCAGCAGGGUCAGCAGGUUCAGCUACAGCCAGAGGCGAAGGAGACAGCGGUUCCCUGCCAGCUCCAGGCCAUCCCAGCCCCAGCAGCAUGACCAUCUUCUGCAGCCACUGCCACCGGCCACUGCAGGCAGAGAUGAGCUGCCUGCCCGCGAGGGCCAAGCAGGCGCCCAGCGCCUCAAGGCCAUUCAGGCAGGGAAUGCUGUCCCUUCCCCUCCCUGGACACAUGUCCCAGGUGCCUGGCUUUGCAGGUCAACCAAGAGUGCUUCCAAGGCUCGCCGAGACCAGAUCAAUGCAGAGCUGCAGGCGCUGCGCUCCCUGCUGCCCAUCUCUGCACAGGAAAAGGAGCGGCUCUCCUACCUCCACACCAUGGCCCUGGUGUGCCUCCGGCUGCGAGGGGCUCAGCUGUUCCCUCCAGGCUUGGCUCCUCCUGUAGGACCAGCCCUUGGCACAGAACUACUCUCCCUGCUCCCGGGGUUUCUGCUUGUGCUCUCAGCAGACAGCAAGCUGGUCUACAUCUCAGAGAACGUGGCUCAGGUCCUGGGCCUCUCCAUGGUGGAGCUGCUUGCCCAGGGGGACACGGUCUUUGACAUCCUGGAUGGGCGAGCAGGGGAGGAUGUGCACAAGAAGCUCCUCCUUGCUCGGGAGGAGCCUGGCAGGGAAGUCACUUUUGUCAGCGAGAUGCGCACGUCCAAGGCGUUCCGGCUGCAGCAUGGGGGGAAUCGGGUCGUGGCAGUGUGUGGGCGCUUUGUGGCCCUGCACUGGCCACCCUCCCCCUCCACCACAGCCUUCCUGGCCCUCUGCACACCCGUUGUGCAGUCCCCCACCGAUGGUGAAGCUGCUUCCCAGGAUGACAUAUUCCAGAGUCUGCAUCUCCUGGACAUGACGUUUAUUGAUGUCACGGAGAGUGUCACCUACCACCUAGGCUACCACCGGGAGGAGCUGGUCGGCCAGUCGUGGUACAGCCUCCUGCACCCUGAGGAUGCUGACCUGGCAGCUGCCCAGCACAGGGCCGUGGCGCUGGGGGCCGGGGCCGGGCCGGCAGCGGGGACCGCCGUGCUGCGAGUGCUGCGCAGGGACCGCGCCUGGACCUGGCUGCGCGUGUGGGCGCGGCGGGACGGCGGCUGCAUCACCUGCACCUGCCGCUGCCUCAGGGAGGAGGAGGCGGCCCACCUGCGCGCCCGGCAGCCCCGCGCCGCCGCCCCGCCCGCGGGCCGGGAUCUCGGCCGGCUGGCCGAGCAGCUCCGCGCCCUGGCGGACAGCCUCUCGCCGCCCGCCGCCGCCGCGCCCCGCCGCUGGCCUCAUCCCGAGGAAGCCGAAGACGAUGCCUCUGUCUGCCUUGGGAACUCUCUGCUGCACCCUCCCCAGUUCCUUCGGUUUCCUUUCGAACAGAAGAUAGGAUGCAACAUUCCAAGUGUGCUCUCACAGGUGUCAGGCGUUCAGAGAUGCUGACACCCCUUGGUCUGCCGGCUGUACCUUUCCUAAUGCAGGCCUCUGUGUGCAACCACAUCUCCUUUCAGUCUGCUGGUCACUUCUAACACCUGCAGCUGAUCCAGUUGGAGGCCAUGGCAAACCUUCGUUUCAUACACUUGGUGCUUGUAUUAGGAACUUAGUCUAGGCUGCGAUAGAUCCGGCAUCAGGACGGCUCAGUCUAGCAGGGCAAAGAGAUCCAGAGCUUGCACUUAAAAACACUUAUUGACGACUUAGUUGGAUAACGCCAGGACCUUUGUGUACGCGACCCAUUCAGAAAGGGAGGACUUUUGUUAAAAAAAAAAAAAAAAAAAAAAAAAAAAAAGGAAAAAAAAACCCAAACACCCCCCUCCCAAAAAUAAAAAUACCCGAAACAAACAAUAAACGCCGCUCUCCCACG